Hipposideros armiger (great roundleaf bat) is the source of this 1561-nucleotide messenger RNA. RefSeq names its product coiled-coil domain containing 127 (gene CCDC127). The transcript is spliced from 3 exons. The coding region runs from base 149 to 931 and encodes 260 amino acids. Lineage: Eukaryota; Metazoa; Chordata; Mammalia; Chiroptera; Hipposideridae. The record is from RefSeq and is a predicted model, not a curated record.
CGGGGAACGCGCGCUGCGGGGCGGGGUCGCUCCUGGGGGAACCCCCGCGGUGAGAGGGGCCGAGGACCCGGCCGGGGUCCGGUUCAGCCCCGGGCUAAGGUGUCUGUGCCAACUCGCCUGAUCUCACCUGCGGCCCAGGUCCGUCUUCAUGAAUAACUUAAAUGACCCCCCGAAUUGGAACAUCCGACCCAAUUCCAGGGCUGACGGAAAUGAUGGAAGCAGGUGGAAUUAUGCCCUGUUGGUCCCCAUGCUGGGGUUGGCAGCUUUUCGUUGGAUUUGGUCUAGGGAGUCUCAGAAAGAAAUAGAGAAAGAGAGAGAAGCAUACCGCCAGAGAACGGUGGCUUUCCAGCGGGAACUUGAAGCCAAGUACCAUGCUGUGAUCUCGGAAAGUCGGCGGGCUGUGGCUCACUUGUCUUUGGAACUUGAAAAGGAACAGAACAGGACAACUAGUUACCGAGAAGCCCUUAUCUCUCAGGGGCGCAAGCUGGUGGAAGAAAAGAAGCUUCUGGAGCAGGAGCGGGCUCAGGUCAUGCAAGAAAAGAGGCAGGUGCAGCCCUUGAGGAGUGCGUACCUGAGCUGCCUGGAGCAGGAGGAGGACUGGCAGAGGCGGGCCAGGCUCCUGCUGAAGGACAUCGAAGGCGCGCUUUCCGAGAGACAGAGCGUCUACUGCAGCCUGCUUCUGCCUCGCGGCCGGCGACUGCAGAUAGAGAAGAGCCUGCUGGGCCGCGCGUCCACCGACCCGGUUGCUGCUGACCUGGACAUGGCAGCUGGCCUGACCGACAUAUUCAAGCAUGACACCCACUGUGGUGAUGUCUGGAACACCGACAGGCGCCAGAACGGGAGACUCAUGUGGCUGUAUCUCAAAUACUGGGAACUGACUGUCGAACUGAAAAAGUUUGAGAGAGUGGAGAAAGCCAUACUCGAAAAGUAAGACGAGAGUGCGAUAAGCUCCUAAUGACUCGAGGUCAGACGACCCUGUGGCAUUCUGGGUUGUCCGAUGUUUUCUCUUUUCAUUCUUCCAGUGCUGCUCGUGUUGUGGUCAUGUGUGCGUACAGCCAUCUGUCAGCCUGCCACUUCUGAGCAGGACAGCAGGGCUUGGCAGACAGGGCUUCCUCCCCAGCCCUUCUCAGCUGUUAAGGAAGCUGUUUGUCAAGGACUGUUUAAGCAGAGAGUAUAACUUCGUAUCGUAGGUCUGGGAAAAAUUUGUUUUUAAGAAAGUUAAAUACAGCAGUGAUCCUCUCUAUUAGUAAUUUUCUGCGUGGUUUUCUCACUCCCUACAUAACUUCUGUGUUUGCCUCAAUUAUUUUUCUCCUAAAAUUGCAUUUAGAAGUUGUCAGGUAGUGGAUAGAACUGCCUAACAGAUGAUACUAGGAAAGUAGUAAUAUUAUUAAGGUUUUAUAUUGUUUUAAAGAUCUCGCCCACCAGAGGGAAGAACAGGGUUUCUUGUACCCAGUUGACCCUGGUGUGUGUUUCGAACCUGGCUCAUGUCUGUGUUCAAUAAGCAAUAUUGCUUACUAGUGAUGACAUAUAAUAAAGGUUACCUGUAAUUUAAAAGCAACAA